Hemibagrus wyckioides is the source of this 2653-nucleotide messenger RNA. It is a transcript of the gene colgalt1a, whose product is annotated as collagen beta(1-O)galactosyltransferase 1a. The transcript has 12 exons. The coding region runs from base 161 to 1981 and encodes 606 amino acids. Gene Ontology annotation, molecular function: procollagen galactosyltransferase activity. The record is from RefSeq and is a predicted model, not a curated record. NCBI's taxonomy places the organism in Eukaryota, Metazoa, Chordata, Actinopteri, Siluriformes, Bagridae.
CGGUGUUGUCGCUGGGUUGAAUUUCUGUCGGCGGACACUAUUUCACCCGAACCUCCUUAAAGCAGCUUUGUAUCUUUGAUUUCGCUUUUAUGAACCACGUCUAAGUGUUCCUAGCUCCAAGGCAGUGUGUAUUAAGGGCACUUUUAGGUGGGUCUCGGCGAUGUUCGCGGUUCUUUUGUGUUUGUUGUGUUUGCUGAACAUUACCGGCCCGGUUCUCGGCUACUUUCCCGAAGAGCGCUGGAGUCCUGAAUCUCCUCUUCUGGCUCCGAGGGUCGUUAUUGCUCUCAUCUGCCGAAAUUCGGCCCACUCCCUGCCUUAUUUCCUCGGAACCAUUGAGCGCUUGAAUUAUCCGAAGGACCGCAUUGCACUUUGGGUUGGGACCGAUCAUAAUGCAGACAACACGACGUAUAUGCUCAGAGACUGGCUCAUCAGCGUACAGAAGCUGUACCACUACGUCGAGUGGAGACCUAAAGAGGAGCCGAGGGCAUACAGUGAUGAGGAAGGACCCAAACACUGGACCAACCUCCGAUACGCUCACGUGAUGAAGCUUCGCCAGGCUGCGCUGGAAUCAGCUCGAGAAAUGUGGGCUGACUAUUUACUGCUGGUCGACUGUGACAAUCUCUUGAUCGACCAAGAUGUGCUGUGGAAGCUGAUUAAGGAGAAUAAGACCAUUGUUGCCCCGAUGCUGGAGUCUCGAGCAGCUUAUUCCAACUUCUGGUGUGGGAUGACCUCUCAGGGUUACUAUAAGCGCACGCCUGCGUACAUCCCCAUACGCAAGCGGGUGAGGAAAGGCUGCUUCGCCGUGCCCAUGGUUCACUCCACCUUCCUGCUGGAUCUGCGCAAAGAAGCGUCCAGACUCCUGGCAUUUCACCCUCCACAUGAGGACUACAGCUGGGCCUUCGAUGACAUCAUAGUGUUCGCCUUCUCAGCCCGAAUGGCAGAGGUGCAGAUGUUUGUGUGUAAUAAAGAGACGUAUGGGUUUUUGCCCGUUCCCCUGCGCUCCCACAAUACACUUCAGGACGAAACCGACAGCUUCCUUCACUCUGUCCUGGAGGUCAAUGUACGUAAUCCCCCUAUCAAGCCCUCCAGGUAUCUCCGCCCCUCCAUCAGACAGCCUGAUAAGAUUGGCUUUGAUGAGGUGUUUAUGAUAAACCUGCAGCGCCGGACCGAUCGGAGGGAGCGCAUGCUCAGAGCGCUCCGUCUGCAGGGGAUCGAUUGCAAGAUUGUGCCUGCUGUUGAUGGCAAAGCCAUGAAUGUAAGCGAGAUCCACAGCAUGGGGAUCCACAUGCUGCCAGGCUACAGCGACCCCUACCACGGCCGUCCUCUAACAAAAGGAGAGCUGGGCUGCUUCCUCUCUCAUUACAACAUCUGGAAAGAGAUUGUCGAGCGUGGCCUAAAGACUUCCCUGGUGAUUGAAGACGAUCUGCGAUUCGAGAUUUUCUUCAGACGGCGCCUGAAGAACCUGAUGAGCGAGGUGGAGAGUGAGGGGCUCGACUGGGACCUGAUCUACAUUGGGAGAAAGAGGAUGCAGGUGGACCAUCCGGAGAAAGCUGUGCCAAAUAUACACAACCUGGUGGAGGCGGACUAUUCUUAUUGGACGCUGGGCUACAUGAUGUCAUUACAAGGAGCCAAAAAGCUGCUGAAGGCAGAACCGCUGAGCAAGAUGAUGCCUGUAGACGAAUUUCUUCCUGUCAUGUUCAAUAAACAUCCUGUCUCGGACUAUAUGGAGCAGUUUGAGACCCGAGACCUGAAGGCGUUCUCAGCUGAACCUCUGCUCAUCUUCCCCACUCACUACACGGGUGAGCCGGGCUACGUCAGCGACACGGAGACGUCCACCGUGUGGGACAACGACAGCGUGCGCACAGACUGGGAUAGAAAACGUUCCCGGAAGACUCACGAGGAGGGUGAGAUCAGCCCGGAGGCUCAGAACUCAGACGUGCUGCAGUCUCCUCUGGACAGCAUGGCGAGGGACGAGCUCUGAGCCACGCUACUCCUACAGAGAGGGAGGAAAUUCUUCAGUGUGUCACAUUUUUGUAACAUUAUCACACUGUUUGUGCCUUUUGACUGACCAAAGAAAGACUUUUUACAAGUGUUGGGUUCAAGGUUGUUUUUUUUUUUUUUGUUUGUUUUUUUUGUUUUUUUUAAUCCCCUAAUUCUAAACCUCUGUGUCUUUAGUCGUUCUACACGAUCAUGUGACCGUGUGAUUAAGCACUCUCUUUAUUUCGACUGAUGCUUUUCUUGCCUGCUGUAGUCCACUCAUUUCAGUUUUAAGGCUGAAGACUGACCAGAGUCGUAGAUUUGGUUCAUCCGUUGCUGUUAGGUUCUAUUAAUACUAAUUAGUGAUGAUUAUAAUUUUUAGUGCAUGAUAAAAUCUGUUUUUUUUAAUACUAUAUUGUCCAUCUAUGCAUCCACAGGCAGAAAGCAUUUUUGUGGUAUAACAUUUUAUUUCAUCAUGAAAACUCCUGAGUUUUCCAUCAUGAAUCCUGAGAAGAGGCGGUUGCAUGUGCUCUUGGUGUUUUCAGGUAAAAUGAGCCAAAAGAACAAAAGAAGUGAAAAACAAACUGUAUUCAAAACCGUCACAUUAAGUCACAGUGUUCUGUAUUUGAUAUGCCUUAAAAAUGUAAUUGAAAUAACACUCCAAAUCAAUACUAAA